Molecule: messenger RNA, 874 nt
Organism: Cylas formicarius (sweet potato weevil)
Lineage: Eukaryota; Metazoa; Arthropoda; Insecta; Coleoptera; Brentidae
Product: L-xylulose reductase-like
Exons: 5
Coding region: 101-835 (244 amino acids)
Biological process (GO): xylulose metabolic process; glucose metabolic process
Molecular function (GO): carbonyl reductase (NADPH) activity; L-xylulose reductase (NADPH) activity
Source: RefSeq, a predicted model, not a curated record
UUAAACCGAGAAUACAAAACCAAAUAACAUGCCAACUUUGAUAAGAAAUUCAGAUUGAUCACCCAACAAACCUCAACAAUGCUUACAUGGUUUUUUCGAAAUGGCGUUUGAUUUUAAGGGUAAAACCGCCUUGGUCACGGGUGUUACAAAAGGGAUUGGUAGACAAAUUGCAAUCGAACUUUCUAAAAGCAACGCACGAGUUAUUGGUGUUGGUAGAACCAAAGAACUACUCGCCGAAUUGACAACUCAACAUCCGUCGAUCAAAACAAUUGCAUUAGAUAUAUCGGAUUGGAAAAAAACUGGCGAGGUGUUGAGCAAUAUCGGUCCAAUUGAUAUGCUGGUCAACAAUGCUGCGAUGGGUUGGGUAAAAUCAUUAAUGGACGUCACCGAAGAUGACUUUGACAGCGUCUUCAGUAUUAACUCCAAAGCUCUCAUCAACGUCACGCAAAUCGUCAUCACGAAUCUCCUAGCUAGGAACGCGCCGGGCGCUAUAGUGAAUCUGUCUUCCCAGGCAUCUUUGGUAGGUCUGAUGAACCACACGGUAUACUGCAGUAGCAAAGGGGCCGUAGACGCUUUCACAAGAGCUGUAGCAUUGGAAUAUGGUCCGCGUAACAUUCGCGCAAACUCCGUAAAUCCAACUGUGAUAAUGACCGAGAUGGGAAGACUCGGAUGGUCUGACCCGAAAAUAAAAGAACCCAUGCUUCAAAAGAUUCCACUACGAAGGUUUGGUGAAAUUGACGAUGUAGUGGGAGCGGUAUUGUUUUUAUUAAGCGAUAAAGCGGAGUUGAUAACCGGAGUAGCUUUACCGAUCGAUGGAGGAUAUGUUUGUGCAUAAAGUAAAAUACUUUGGCAUAAAACCAAUAAAUAAUAGUAU